CUUUUAUUUGAAGUUUUCCUUGAGCAAAAAUGGUUUCCACAAAAGUGAUUGCGGCUAUGGCCGUCUAUUCUGCCGUUGCGGCUGCGGCGCCUACCGCACCACAGACCAAGACUUUUUCUCUAGUCCAAGAAGCAGUUCCCAAGUCUAGCUACCGGGCCCCUGCAGCGAAACUUGCAAAGGCUUUGGCCAAGUUCGGAGCCCCAAUUCCAGACCAUGUCGCCGCUGCGGCUGCUGCUACAGGCAGUGUUUCUACAACCCCUACCGAGUACGACUCAGAGUAUGUCACCAAAGUGACUGUAGGAGCUUCUACCCUCAACCUCGAUAUCGAUACUGGUUCGGCAGACUUGUGGGCGUUUUCAUCGAAAACCCCCUCAUCUGAGCGUUCUGGCCACAACUACUACAAACCCAGUAGCUCCGCUACUGAAGUCAGCGGUGACAGCUGGGAUAUCAGCUAUGGGGAUGGUAGCUCGGCAAAAGGCGUUGUUUACAAGGACAAGGUGACCAUUGGCGGUGUUUCCUACGCUAAGCAGGCUGUCGAGGCAGCAACUUCUGUUAGCUCUGAGUUCACUUCGGAUACCUCCAUUGACGGACUAUUGGGUCUGGCUUUCAGCAGUAUCAACACUGUUUCUCCUACGCCGCAGAAGACAUUUUUCGAUAAUGUGAAGAGCUCACUUGCCAAGCCUAUCUUUGUCGCUAUUCUCAAACACGAUGAGGCUGGUAGCUAUGACUUUGGUUUCACCGACUCUUCCAAGUACACUGGUGAGAUUGCAUACACGGACGUCGAUGACUCGCAGGGUUUCUGGUCUUUCACUGCCGAUUCCUAUUCCAUUGCUGGCUCCAAAUCUGGUGGAUCUAUUACCGGUAUUGCUGACACUGGCACUACCCUUUUGUUACUUGACGACUCUAUCGUCGACGCCUACUACAAGAAAGUUAAUGGAGCCUCGUACGACAGCAGCCAAGGUGGAUACGUAUUCUCCUGCAGCGCUACUCUGCCUACGUUUGCCAUCACUGUCAAUGGCCACACUGCAACAAUCCCGGGAGACUAUAUCAACUACGCUCCCGUCGACUCUAGCGGUAGCUCUUGCUAUGGUGGCAUUCAAUCCAACUCCGGUAUUGGAUUCUCUAUCUUCGGUGACGUGUUCCUCAAGAGCCAGUAUGUUGUGUUCGAUGCCAGCGGUCCUCAAAUUGGCUUCGCCACACAGGCUUAAAUGAUGGCUAUCACAAUUAGGAAUUUGGAAUGGCUGUUCCUUGAUCAGCCGCACGAUAUGGAAUAGGAAGAUUGUAGCCCUCGAAUUCAAUGUUAUUUGAUUUAUUACAAAGAUAUGAUAUGAGGAGUCACGAAUAGCUAUCGAGGAAGACAGAAAAUCCUAAUUUGUCCUCUCGGCAGUGUUCAAUAAAUGCCUA
This is a messenger RNA of Talaromyces proteolyticus, 1404 nucleotides long. RefSeq names its product aspartic proteinase II-1. The record is from RefSeq and is a predicted model, not a curated record. The transcript has 3 exons. Lineage: Eukaryota; Fungi; Ascomycota; Eurotiomycetes; Eurotiales; Trichocomaceae. Gene Ontology annotation, biological process: proteolysis. Gene Ontology annotation, molecular function: aspartic-type endopeptidase activity. Bases 30 to 1208 code for a protein of 392 amino acids.